Messenger RNA from Cololabis saira (Pacific saury), 6841 nucleotides. RefSeq names its product TIAM Rac1 associated GEF 2a (gene tiam2a). Gene Ontology annotation, biological process: small GTPase-mediated signal transduction; activation of GTPase activity; positive regulation of axonogenesis. Bases 246 to 5450 code for a protein of 1734 amino acids. NCBI's taxonomy places the organism in Eukaryota, Metazoa, Chordata, Actinopteri, Beloniformes, Belonidae. The record is from RefSeq and is a predicted model, not a curated record. Gene Ontology annotation, cellular component: synapse; membrane. Gene Ontology annotation, molecular function: protein binding; guanyl-nucleotide exchange factor activity. The transcript is spliced from 27 exons.
CCGCGAUCGCUCUGGCGUGCAAACAGACACGGCUCGGAACUAGAUCCCCCUAAUCAAAACCCCAACUUUUUUAUGAAAAAGCGAUCUUGUUUGAUCUGAAGGCUCCACGGAGCGAGACGCGUGCAGACAGCAGGAGGAAGCCCCGCCGGUGAGCCAGAAGAGGGAUGACUCCACGUGGAGAAAUGAGGUGCGUCUAGAAGCUCCUGUGUGAGAAGAAACCUUUCCAGAGAGUUUUCCAGACCAGGAUGGGAAAUUCAGAGAGCCAGUACAGCAUAGAGGGUCCAAAAGGAACAAGCCUCGUCUUCCCCGGGAAACAGAAGCCGUAUUCAUUGAAGCUCCGCUCAGCCAGGGACGAUGUCCUGUCGCCACAUACGUGGUGGAAAAACUCCCCGGCGGGCUCCCGCUACAAGGCCCGGUGUGUCGGCCGCGGCUGCCUGUCCCCCGCUAAGAGCCGGCCGUCCUACUCGGCCCAGCGCUGCGACUACGUCCCCAGAGGAGUGAGGGGAGGGCCGAGCGAGCAUUGCUGGCAUCGCUCCCCUGGGUGUGGCGUGCGCAGCCGACACAUGUCGGAUGCCUACGAGGAGAACCCGUACGGGGGCGAGCUCGGCGGGCGCAUGCUGAACGGACACAGCGCCGAGCGCGAGGCGUUGGAGGAGCAGAGCAGUCCCAGGGUGGUGAUUAAGAAGGAUGGUUCUCUCAGAGUGGAGUUCACCAACAGUUCAGGGAACCCCCUGGUCCUGGACGGGGCGUCCGGCCCUGUCCAGCUGCUCAAGUUCUCUCCCAAUCUGGAGUCGGCUUCCACGCCCAGCCUGCCCGGCUCCAGCGGCAGCAGACAGGACGACCACCGGGGCGGCCCGCCGCCGGCUUCUACCUCGUCCACGGCCAGAACCAGCAAGGGGAGCUCGCUGAGCUCCGAGGGCUCCUGGUAUGACUCUCCCUGGGGCCCCGGCGCGGAGCUCUGCGAGCAGGACCAGCCGUCCUCGGCCAGCCGGACGUUAGUGCACUCCCCCAUGCACCAGCUGGACGCCUUCGCCCAGCAGUCCCCCCCUGUGUCCAUCUCCGACCUCUACAGGGACCCCACCAUGGCGGCUACUUUCCCCACCGCCAAGGACUUGUCCUCCCAGCUGCAGGACUCCCUGCCGGGGCGGAGGCCCCACCGGGCCUCCUUCGCAUCGGCCCUGGACGUUCCUGUGGAGGAGGAAUGCCCGGAAUCCCGGCAGUACAUGUCCUACACUCUGCCCUGCCGCCGCUCCAAAGCCCACACGGUCACCGAGGGCCAGGACCAGGACCAGGACCAGGACCAGGACCAGACGCCGAGCCAGGAGCUGGCCGGACACGAGUUUGUCUUCUACAAAAAAGACUCCAUCAAAAAUCGCAUGAGGCGGUUCAGCGACUGGACGGGGAGCCUCAGCCGCAAGAAGAGGAAGUCCCAGGAGACCAGGUACAAGGACCUGGGCGAUGCUUUUGACAGCGGGGUGGACGGCCUGACGGCAGACACCAGCUCCCCCUCCCAGGUCUCCAGCCUGUGGUUCCCCGGAGCCGCCAGGGCCCAGUCUUCAGGAGCCAUCCACCAGACGACCAGCGACGCCCUCCGCCAGAACAUCUAUGAGAACUUCAUGAGGGAGCUGGAGACGGGCGCCGGGCAGGGAGCGGGAGAAAGGAGAGACCCGUCCACCGGCACGGAGGAAGGGGAGAGCAGCAGCGAGUCGGCCGAGGGCUCGCUGGAGCAGCUGGACCUUCUGUUUGAGAAGGAGCAGGGCGUGGUCCGGCGGGCCGGCUGGCUCUCCUUCAAACCCAUCGUCACCCUGCACAAAGACAGGAAGCUGGAGCUGGUGACCCGCCGCAAGUGGAAGCACUACUGGGUCACCCUGAAAGGGUGCACGUUGCUGUUCUAUGAAACGUACAGCAAAGGCUCUCCGGAGCAGGAGAUGUCGCCUCGCUACGCCCUCCUGGCGGAGGACAGCAUCGUCCAGGCCGUUCCCGAACACCCCAAGAGGGAGAACGUGUUCUGCCUGAGCAACUCGUACGGGGACGUCUACCUAUUCCAGGCCAGCAACCAGACGGACCUGGAGAACUGGGUCACAGCCAUCCACUCCGCCAGCGCCUCGCUGCUGGCCAAGCGCCAGGGGAAGGAGGACACGGUGCGCCUGCUGCGCAGCCAGGUCCGCGGCCUGCUGCAGAAGAUCGACAUGGAUGGGAAGAUGAAGAAGAUGGCGGAGCUGCAGCUGACCGUCGUCAGCGACCCCAGGAACCGCAAGGCCAUCGAGAACCAGAUCCAGCAGUGGGAACAGAACCUGGAGCGGUUCAACAUGGACCUCUUCCGGAUGCGCUGCUACCUGGCCAGCCUGCAGGGCGGAGAGCUGCCCAACCCCAAGAGCCUGCUAGCCAUCGCCAGCCGCCCCACCAAAAGCACCCUGGGUCGCCUGGGGAUCUUCUCCGUCUCCUCCUUCCACGCACUGAUCUGUUCCAGAGACGAAGCCACAGUCAGGAGGCGCUCCUUGUCUCAGACUUGCAAACAGCGCAAGAAAGGCCUCUUCUCCUCUCUGAAAGGUCUGGACAACCUAACGAAGAGAGGCCGGGACAAGAGACCCUCCGUAUCACAGAUCUAUGAAAGCGAUGCUGGAGGUCAGAUGUACGCCCUGCCUCCCAGGAGCUCCGAGAGGCUGGACGUGUUGACCAGCAUCUACUCCAUGUCGCCCCCCGAGGGCGGCGUUUGGGACGGUAUCGGCGGUGCCACGGACGCGCCGAUGUGCGUCCACACGCCAGACGGCCUGACAGUCCAAGUUCCCGUCAGAGGAGAGCAGACAGUCGCCGACCUUCUCUGUGCAGCCUGCAAGGUGAAACAGCUGGACCCGGGCUCGCACGUGCUCCGGCUGCGCAGGCGAUCGGGACAGGGUGUGGAGCUGCGAUACGUGGCUCCUGGCGAGCUCCUGCACAAUCUGGUCAGCGAUCAGCUGGAGGUGGUCCCCGCUAAUGUGUUUACGCUGCACAUGAGGCGGCCGGGCAGCACUGCGGACUUCGGUUUUGCGGUAACGGGACACAAAGACAGCCAGAGGAACAGCAGGAUUUUUGUCAGUGAAGUGCUCCAUGACGGCCUGGCCUUCAGUGAAGGUCUGCGGGCAAGUGAUGAAAUCCUGGUGCUGAACGGCCGCUCCGUGUCGGGCCUGGACCUGGCGCUGAUCCAGACUCUGUUUGCAGAACAAACCCUGCACCUGCGGCUGAGGCGGGACGGCCCUGUGCCGGUCGCUGUGGUCGCCGGCUGCAAACCCAGUCCGGAGGUCCGCAGCAAACACCACAGAGCCAAGUCCUCAUCAGAUGUGUUUGCUGCAGCCGAUGGUGGAGAGUCCCUGUGCAUAGGACUGGAGGAGGGUCACUCCCACUGCGCACACAGGCCUGUUCAGCACAGCCAGAGCGUGGACACGGUGUGCGCGCUCUACCAGUCCUUCCACGAAGGCUCAGGCUCGCGCGGCGGUGGAGUGAUGGAGGACAUCAGGGAACCUUCGGCCAGGCAGGCAGGAGAGGUGGGAUCAGCUCCUCCCCGGGAGGGCACGCUCCUAAGACCUUGUCCCAAGCACUUGAGCGCCACCGAGAGGCUGCGGAAGGUCAUCCAGGAGCUGGUGGACACGGAGAAGUCCUACGUCAAGGACCUGGAGUGUUUGUUCGAGAUCUACCUGAAACCCCUGCAGAGUGAAACCUUCCUCACCCUGGACGAGAUGGAGAGUCUGUUUGGCAGCCUGCCCGAGAUGCUGGACUUCCAGAGGGUCUUCUUGCAGACGCUGGAAGAGAGGAUCGCCUCCUCGCCAGACUUCAGCACCCUGGAGACCCCGUCGCAGUUCAAGAAGCUGCUGUUUUCACUGGGGGGUUCGUUCCUCUACUACGCCGACCACUUCAAGCUCUACAGCGGCUUCUGUGCGAACCACAUCAAGGUCCAACAGGUCCUAAAGAGAGCUAAGACGGAUCAGGCUUUCAAAGAAUUCCUGGACGCCAGAAACCCCACCAAGCAGCACUCGUCCACCCUGGAGUCGUACCUGAUCAAACCGGUGCAGAGGGUGUUGAAGUAUCCCCUGCUGCUCAGGGAGCUGGUCUCCCUCACUGACACGGACAGCGAGGAGCACUACCACCUCACCGAGGCUCUGAAAGCCAUGGAGAAGGUGGCGAGCCACAUCAAUGAGAUGCAGAAGAUCUACGAGGACUACGGCUCUGUGUUCGACCAGCUCGUCACCGAGCAGACCGGCCACGAUAGAGAGGUCACAGAGAUUUCCAUGGGAGAGUUUCUCAUGCAUUCGUCGGUGGUUUGGCUCAACCCCCAUCCAUCACUGGGCCGCAUGAGAAAAGACCCCGAGAUGACCGUGUUUGUGUUCAAAAAAGCAGUGAUAUUGGUCUACAGGGAAAACAACAAGCUGAAGAAAAAGAUGACAAACCCUCGUUCAGCACUUGGCCACGGCGAUUCAGACCCGUUUAAGUUCCGAUGGCUGGUCCCUCGCUCUGCGCUGCAGGUCAGGCUGGGGAACGGUGCAGGAACAGGCACGGAGAGCAGCUGCAUCUGGGAGCUGGUUCACUCCCGCUCUGAAGUGGAAGGCAGACCGGAGACGGUCUUCCAGCUGUGCAGCAGUGUGCCGGAGGACAAGGUCGGCGUCAUCAAGGUGAUCCGCUCGCUCCUCCGAGAGAACGUGAGGAGGAACAUGAGGAGCGACGGAACGCUGGACAGAACCUGCAAGGACCGCCUGGUCCCGCUGCGCAGCGCCGUCCCUUCCUCCGCCAAGUUCGGUUCCUCCAGGGCUUCCUGGCUGUGCAAGCAGCCGCUGGAGGAGGUCUCCACCCAGGGUGGGGGUCCCAAGCCGGGGCCCGACUCGGACGAGGGCAGCUUGAGCAGCGGAACCUACAGCUUCUCCGGGGCUCCUCCGGCCUGCGCCGCCUCCGACCCGCACGUCUUCCCCGCUCAGCAGAGCUGGUCCCGAGCUACGGGGCCCGACUCGCGACCCCACUCCACCCUGAAGGAGUCGGACAUCUUGAGCGACGAGGACGACGACGGCUUCGGCGAGGGCGGCACGAGGAGGGACAGCGGAGACAGCGGCUCCCCGACCAGCGCCAUCGAGGCUCAGUUCCUGCAGCUCCAGCUGUCGGAGGACGCCGCGUCCAAGUGUCCGCCGGCGCCGUGCGUUCAACCGGAGAGAGUCGGCGACACCCCCGAGGUCCAGCCCAAGCUCCUGCGGGGACACUUCGGUGCGGUCAAGAGGAAAUCGGACAGUUUCAGAAAGAGUCCGCUGCUGCGUGUGAAGGAGCAGAAUGUUUUGCCGGACAGCCGGGCGGCUCCAGCAUCGCCGUGUGGCGCGCUGGACCUCAACAUGUUGCUGGAGAGGGAGUUCAGCGUCCACAGCCUGACGUCUGUAGUGAACGAGGACUGUUUCUUUGACCCAGCUGAGAGCUGUGGAGAAGCCCCCCCCUCAUAGGGACAGAACAGGACUGCACUGAUUCUGAGCCACAGAUACGUAGCCAUACAGAAAUAUAGGGCUGUGCAAAGUCCCCGUGUCACAAGUGGGGAAGUCCCCGUGGCUGACUGUGGCGUCUGCCAGGCUGGGCGGCUGCGAGGCUGCGCCUGAACCCAGAGGUCCGUAAAGUGUGACACCCAGCUGCAGGGAAGCGUUAGGUGUAAAUGAUCUCUUGGCUGGCAGACCUGGGCUCUUCCCCUGAAGAGGUGCAGCGAGGUGAUUUCUGUCCCGGUGACGACUGCAAUGAAUCUGCCAAGCACUGGUGUGAAUCUGCGAGCUCUCCAGUCGCGGCUGAAAGCCCGGCCCUCCUCUCAGCAAACCAUCUUAGUGACAUAUUACAAUCCAACCCCUCCUUCUGCAGCUCAUGCUGAUUGGCAGUUUCUAUUUGAUUCCUGACCUUUUUCUGUGAAUACUGGGAAUUCAUCCUCGUCUGUCAGAAGAGUCCACGAAGCAUUUUCAGUACAGACGGAGCACCCUGACACGAAUCCAGUUACUCAGGCUGGCGCAGAGACAAAACCGACACUGUUGUCCAGGCAGCAGCCGUUCACAUGAGCUCAGAUCACUAAAGCAUUCAGUUUAACGGAACAAAACGUUUCAGAUCACCGCUGGUACGAACUCUAUUUCAGCUCAGACUGAAUGAGGCGAUCAUAGUCUACCACUCAGAGCUGCACUGGUCCAGACAAGCAGGAAGGAGAUGGACUUUACUCCACAAAGCCUUUUUUGCUGUAUUUUGUGCACUAAACUACGCUGUUUUGCCUAUAUAUUUGAAUAUUUUUUUUAUAUGUACAGGUUAUAAUGUUAUUACUGCUGUUUUUAUUUAUUAGUAGGAUUGAUUAUGUGCAUCUUCGCUGAGAAACAUUUUGGGUGAAGGCUUGAACUCUUGGCUACAGAUUUGUUCUACUUUCUGAAAUAAAAAUAUACCUUUUUUUUUUAUUAUCGUUUUAAAUGUAGCCGGCUGGAUUUGGUUGUUUCACUGAAGACUGUAAUUUCCAAGUUUAUGCAUUGGAAUGUACUUAAAAAUGCAAUAAUGGUUGAAAUCCUUUUUUUUUUUUUUUAAAUGUUUGUAUGUUUUUUUUCUGUAUAUAAUCUUUUUCUAACAUUUAUGUACAGUCUUACAUACUUGUACAGUUGAGAAAUGAGGCAGGAUUUUGAAGCGGAUAUUUUUGUAGACCUGGUUUGCCAUAGUGUAAGAUACAUUUUGAGGUACUAUUAUGAACAAAAAAAAAAAAAAAAAGGCAAGCCACUAUCCUUCAGUUCAACUUUACAAGCCUUUAAUGCUAGUACACCAAUGAAUGUGAAUGCUCCAUUCUCAUGGGAUUGUUUUAUGAAUAAAAGUUUAUCUGUGAAUAACA